AUGGCCCAACCUGCGAGAACACAACCAUUCCUUCGCGACGACUCUACUGCUGAAGACGAUCCAGUGUGGAUCAUCGGUCCCUCUCGACCACCCCGGGAUUCUGGUGCCAAUACUCCCACGGCUAACAGCUACAUUAUGCCCACCAUCCCAAACAAUAACCCCACCAACAUGAACAACGGACUGAAACCAAAGAUCACCAAGACCACUGGACAGAAACCGGCUUGCCUGGUCAAUGCAUCAGUCACCUACUGCGGGAACGACCAGAUCUACGCCUUUGGCGGCUUCGACCAAUUCACAGACGAAGUCUACAAUCACGUGCUUCGGCUGAAUCUGAAAACGCUAGACUGGGCGCUAGUGGAUAAUUAUGGGGACAUUCCCGGGGUGCGGAUGGGGCACUCAGCUUCCCUUUACCAAGGCGAUAAACUUCUAGUCUAUGGAGGAGAAAAUGAACACCGGGAAUACCUGUCGGAUGUGGUCAUUCUCAACCUGAAAGACCAUUACUGGACCCAACCAGACGUCCAGGGUCCCGUCCCCAAAGGCAGGGCCAGACACGCGGCAGUCGUGUAUGAGGACAAACUAUUCGUCAUUGGAGGGUUGACCGGAGAGGCCAAUUACAUCCUCGACGAUAUCUGCUACUUGGAUCUGAAGACGUGGACAUGGUCCAAGACAUGGAGCUUUGUGCAAAGAUUCGAUCACUCCGCCUGGAUAUGGGGAGGUCGACUAUGGGUUCUAGGAGGCCUCGGAGCAGAUAUGGAGCGCCCUUCAGAAAUUUGGUGGCUGGAUCUUAAAGGAAGUCCGGCUUUGAAUGGCUCCGGCAGGCAGUACUCUACCAUGGGUCGCGUGUCCUCUACCAGACAUGAUCCCUGGCUGCAUCCCACCCGCGCUGAUCGUGUCGAUACCUACACUGCCAACUCUGGCAGCGUUCACAUUCGGUCUACAAGACGGGAGAAGCCCGUCGCCCCUGGAGCGAUAUCGUCGCUGAAAUUUGUUUCUGGCCCGCAUGUCCCCCUCCAAUCGUCCGGCACACAUUUCCACGUCUGCUCAUCUGGCGCUUUGCUCGACUUUGUCACGCCGUCGUCGACUAUUCGUCACAGUGAAUGCAACUUGUCAUCUCUCGAGCUGGACUCGUUGAGGUGGCAAAGAUUGGUCGAAGGUCCGGAGCUAUUCCAACCAGGCUACAAAUGGCAUUACUGUACAAUCAACGAGGAUGGAACAAAGGUCUGGCUGCUUGGCUCCCCUGGUGACGACUCUACUGGGACCAAUCAAGAGCUGCAACUGAGCGAGGUUUUGGCCGUCGAUCUCAAACGCUAUGGCUUGGUCGGCAACCUUGACUCCUUUGCGUCUGAGCAAAACCGCAUCCUGGCCUCCGAACGGCAGACAACGCAUUCAAUUCCCUCUGGCGGUGUGGGAUCCGGCCUCGGCUCGGACCUGGCCUUGAUAUUUGAUCAGCCCCCAGAAUCCGGCAGCAUGAGCGACUUCAUCAUAACGGCGAAUAACGUCCACCCUUAUGAAGACGACAACAGUUCGGAAGCCGAUUCCCAACUGCGAUUUUCCACCAACUCGACUAGCAGUCAGGUAUUUCUUGCUGAGCAGUCUGCUGUCUCCGCCCCGAUUCAUGUUCACAAGAUGAUACUCCAAGCCCGAUGGCCGCACUUCAAACGUCUCUACGCUUCCAAAAUGGUGGAAUACCAGACUUCUCGGUUACACAUCCCUGAGCCAUACUCGGUUGUACGCGCGUUCCUGUACUACCUAUACACGGACAGCAUUUCCCCCCAUCCCGUGUACUGCCGCGACCUCACGGAUGUCGCUGGCAUGCUCGUGAUGGCCAACCUUUACGACAUGCCAAAGCUCCGCCUUCUGUGCGUCAAUCGUCUUUCGCGCGAGAUUGACAUCGUCCACGCCGCCGUGAUUUGGGAGCGUGCAGGACGGACCGAGGAAGAGUGGCUGAAACAACGCGCGGCCCGCUUCUGCAUGAUGAACUUUGGCCGGAUUGUGCGUACCGAGGGAUUCAGGAGCCUGAGUCGGCAGUCUAUCAUGGAGCUUUGCGAGGUUGUUGGGAUGGAAGGGAGAGUUGUUGAUGGCGAUGAGAUGGACGACGCUGAUGGUGGGAUCAUGCAAGGCGGAAGCCUUGGUGGGCGAUAUAGACGAAGAAGCCAUCGACCCAGUGGAGACGCCGAAGAGACCGAGGGGGAUGACGAUGACGGGAUGGACAUGAACUGA
Molecule: messenger RNA, 2220 nt
Organism: Fonsecaea multimorphosa CBS 102226
Lineage: Eukaryota; Fungi; Ascomycota; Eurotiomycetes; Chaetothyriales; Herpotrichiellaceae
Exons: 1
Coding region: 1-2220 (739 amino acids)
Molecular function (GO): protein binding
Source: RefSeq, a predicted model, not a curated record